GCAGACAAGACAUAGAGACUAACUAAUAUUUGCCAACUACAGACAACAUUCAAAAACAAUUUAGCAAACUGUAUUUCAUGCUCAGUUUUCCUACAAACAAAUAAACAAUAGAAAAUCAAGGAGGACUUUAAGGACUUAUUUAACACUGAAUAUCAUUCCAACAAAUCAAACCAGGAUCUUCUCGCUCUUGAAAAGAUGUCUGAUAACAUAUCAAAGGAUCCUCAAAGGAUUCUCUGUGAUAUGUGCCCAGAGGAGGACAGGAAACCUGCACGGAAGACCUGCAUGAAAUGUGAGAUCUCCAUGUGCGUUCAGCACCUGCAGGCCCACCUGACCACACCUGUGUUGCUGCAGACUCAUCCUCUGACUGAACCCAUGGCUUUGGAUGGCAACAUUAAAUGUCCUCACCAUGGCAAACUCCUGGAAUACUACUGCUUGGACGACAUGACCUGUGUGUGCGUUUCCUGCGCCAUUGAAGACCAGCACCGCUUACACAAUAUGAAGACCUUCCCCACAGCCCACAAGGAGCUCACGGAGAAACUCGGAGCUGAGCAGCAAGUAUUAAAGGAGAAAACUGAUGAUGAUAAUAAAAGCCCGGAGAAGUGGGAGAAGAGAGAGAGAGAGAAACUGGGUCGCUGUAGUGUGCGUCUUAUUGAAGCAGUAACUAACCUGCGUGACAUCUCUCUGACCAGUGUCCAGAGUUCAGUCUCUGGCCGUAUGGUGUCCAUCAGAACCAGUUCGAGCAGCAUGCAGGCAGCCCAGAAAGAGACGGACACCUUCAAAUUCCUGCAGAUGUAUUCUCAGGUGCAUCAGGAUGUGGAGAAAGCCAAAGCUGUGGAUCUGAGGAGAGGGCUGGAGCCUGGAAAGGAUCGUGACAAACUGGUACAGGAGAUAAGGCGGAAUGGUGAAAAGAUGGUGAAGCAAGCCUCCCAGUUUGUAGAAUCAUUGUUAGCUCUGGUCGACCCUGAAAACCACCAGGAGCCCCUUACCACUGGUUCAGACCUGAUCUUUGAACCACAGAGCUUUACUCCCAGCAUGUCUCUGUCCAAAGACAAGCGCAAGAUUUUCUACCACAGCUGGCUGGGACAAUGUUCUGCCACUGUUCUGAUCAGUAGUACCCAGUCAGCUCCCAACUUUCAGAGGUGGGUGGUCAGUCUCACCAAAGACACUGACUGGAUGGUUGGGUUGUGUGACAAACAGUCCACAAAUAACUUAAAGAAAGGACCUGUCUAUGGACUGUUCUGUAAAGAUAACCGGCUUGGCUAUCUUACAACAGAGUAUGAUGAUUUUCCUGCUGUACCAUCCAAUUCAGAAGAGGAAGAUGGUAUAAUAAUCUGUAACCAAAUGAGUGUUUCUUCUGCAUCGCUCACACAUCAGGGGGAGGAUGGAAAUGAGUCUGUACCACGACCUGAAAAGGUGGAGGUGCUUUGGAACUUUAUUGGCUCCACCCUGUCCUUCUUUAGCAGAACUGGACAGUAUCAGAGAGAAGAAAUCAUCACAAUCAAGAUGAGUCACAACAACAGGAGCCUGGCCCCUUUUGUCCAACUGGGAGUGGAAAAUAUCCAAUCCAGGCCUCCGCAGAACUGGCAGUGCUCAUGUGGGCAGGUUUACAUCAGAGAUACGACAGGGUAUCGCAGGAAACAGCUCUCCGGCUACAACUUCAGGUGUUCCUGUGGAACAACUGUUGGUAGCCCGUGUGUCACAGACGCGGUUUGUGAACUUUUGCAAUAAGUAGAACUCUGGUGAUCUGUUGUUUGCUGUCAUUUACUGAGUAUAAAUGUACUUGACUGGUGUUAAGUUGCUGUUAAAUUACUACAUUGUAAUAAAUCAUGAGUCAUAAACUUGUAAUUACAAGCAUGCAAAAUACACUCCGUUUAAGAUAAGGUAAUAUAUGUUAAUUUGUUUUAGAAUCUUUUAACUUGAUCAUUUUCUUUAAACUGAAUUGUCUUUUUCUUUCUGCCUGUCAAUUUAACGUGCACAUCCCCAUCUGCUGGUGGUUAAUGUGUCACUGUUAAAUUACUACACAUCACUCUGUACCUGACAACUCAGUGGUAUUUGUAUUCUAAGUUGUAACACAUUUUUAAUUUGCAAUAAAACCAGAAAAAUGCU
Messenger RNA from Melanotaenia boesemani (Boeseman's rainbowfish), 2106 nucleotides. RefSeq names its product tripartite motif-containing protein 16. NCBI's taxonomy places the organism in Eukaryota, Metazoa, Chordata, Actinopteri, Atheriniformes, Melanotaeniidae. Gene Ontology annotation, molecular function: zinc ion binding. The coding region runs from base 196 to 1728 and encodes 510 amino acids. The record is from RefSeq and is a predicted model, not a curated record. The transcript is spliced from 2 exons.